UCCCCAAGUCCAGUUACUUUUUUCCUCUCUUAUAUUUUGACAUUCGUGUUAAGCACUUCCGUUUUCGGUUUCAGACGACAAAAACGGCAAACAGUAGUGGUUUUCCGUUUUCGGUUUCAAACAGAAAACGAAGAAACCACAAUAUUUCCGUAUUUUCGAAUGAAAACAUAAAACAAACGUACAAAACGUACACGGACCUCCCCGCCUAGAAUUCCCGUCAUACUGGUUUUCAGCCUUCCCAGGGAAGAGGUGACCCUGUUUCCCAGCCAUGCCUUCGCAGUGGAGAGUCAUGCUGCUGUGGAUGUGUGUGUGCCUCGCGCUUCCAGCUCAGGCCCGGAGAGCUCUGGUCGUUUAUGGCAGAAAUGCACUGAUGCAGGAAACCAAAGAAGCUUUGGGCCCCAGGUCAAUAACGAAAAGAAGCACACGCUCUGUAAAUAUGGUGGAGGUGUACAGCGUGAAAGUGGACCUCACGGUGAUGUCUCGAUUCGCCCACACUGUCAUGACCUCCAGGGCUCUGAACAAGGCAAACUCCUCUCAGGAAAUCUUCUUCGACGUGGAGCUGCCCAAGACGGCCUUGAUCGUCAACUUCAGCAUGGAAAUUGAUGGUGAGGUUUAUGUCGGGGAGGUGAAGGAGAAAGAGAAAGCCAAGAAACAGUAUGAGAAGGCUGUUUCCUCUGGACAGACUGCUGGACUGGUCAAAGUUUCUGGAAGGAAGAUGGAGACGUUUUCAGUGUCUGUCAACAUCGCAGCCAAAAGCAACGUGACUUUCAUUCUGACCUACGAGGAGCUCCUUCAGAGGAAACUGGGCCAGUAUGAGAUCCUGACUCGAGUUAAACCCAAACAACCAGUGCAGGAGUUUCAGAUUGUGGCAAACAUCCUUGAGCCUCAGGGCAUUGCUUUUGUUGAGGCCACUGCAAUCUUCCUCUCCAAUGAGCUGCUCCCCCUGGUGGAGAAAACCAUCUCAGACAACAAGGCACACAUCUCUUUCUCACCAACGCUGGAGCAGCAGAGGAAAUGUCCAGGAUGUGAAGGAACGAUAAUUGAUGGAGAUUUCAUCAUCAAGUACGAUGUGAAACAAAAAGAGGGACUCGGGGAACUUCAGAUUGUGAACGGAUACUUUGUGCACUUCUUCGCUCCUCCUGACCUGCCCAGAGUCCCAAAGAAUGUGGUGUUUGUGAUUGACAGGAGCGGAUCAAUGAGUGGAAGUAAGAUUGCACAGACCCGCGAUGCGCUGGUGGCCAUUCUGAAUGACCUCCACGAAGAGGACCACUUUGCUCUGAUCCUAUUUGAUGAUAAAAUCACCACCUGGAAGGAGUCUCUGACCAAAGCAACACACAGAUAUGUGACUGAAGCCAUUGCCUACAUCAGGAAACUAAAAGACAAAGGAAGCACCAAUAUCAAUGACGCUGUUCUGAAGGCAGUGAGCAUGCUGCAGAGAGAAAGACGAGAUAAGAACCUUCCAGAGAGGAGUGCGGACAUGAUUAUUUUAUUGACCGAUGGGAUGCCAAACAGCGGGGAGUCCAACCUGAAGACCAUUCAGGAGAAUGUGCGCUCUGCUAUUGGGGGGAAGAUGACUCUGUUCUCUCUUGGAUUCGGAAAUGAUGUGGAUUACUCCUUCCUGGAUGUGAUGUCCAGACAAAACAAAGGAGCAGCCCGCCGGAUCUUUGAGGGUUCAGAUGCAGCCGUUCAACUCAAGGGUUUCUAUGAGGAGGUGGCCAGCCCUCUUCUCUUGGAGGUAGACCUGCGUUAUCCUGAACAAGCGGUGGUUUUCGUGACCAAAAACCACUACAGCCAGUUGUUUAACGGCUCGGAGAUCGUGGUGGCCGGUCGGCUGACGGACAGUGACAUGGAUAACUUCGUGGUGGAGGUGUUUGCCCAGGGGCCUGAGGAGGACUUCCAGGUGCAGGGAAAGGCCAGUGUGGUAAACUUGGAUGUGAUCUACCCAGACCAGGAGUACAUCUUUGGAGAUUUUUCAGAGCGUCUUUGGGCCUACCUCACUAUCCAACAGCUACUGGAGAAUAGUGACAUUGGUACUCAGCAAGAGAAAGACAAUGCGACAGCCAAGGCCCUGGACUUGUCCCUGAGAUACAACUUUGUCACCCCUCUCACCUCCAUGGUGGUCACCAAGCCUGAAACUGAGGACGGACCAGUCAGCCCUCUCAUCGCUGAUAAACUGACUGAGGACCAGCGACAGAAAGCAGAGAGAAAAAGUGGUUUCUCUGCCCAUGGUGGCAGCUCCGGGGGUAGCAGCUCCUGGCGUGGCAGCUCCGGGGGUGGCAGAUCCUGGGGUGGCAGAUUCCACGAUGCUCCGGGUGGCAUCUCCGGGGCGUACAUCCUUUCGGGCGCGACAAGUGACGCUCCGUGCUUCAACAUCAAUGACAAACCGGGAACCAUUUGCAACCUGGCUAGAGACCCAAUGACAAUGUUACUGAUUGUUACACUGAUAAUGUCGGCGGUCUGUGAACGUUAGAACGCUGGCCGAUGGAUUUACCAAUGGCAUGAAUAAUGAGGCAUGAAAAGCUUUCCAAUAUAAAUAUAUAUGUCAAAGUAUUUUGCAUAUCCAAAUGAACUUCUCUACGCCACUUUGCAAUCAAAUCAAUAUAUUAUUUGCCUCCUGUCAGUGCAUGCACUGCAUGUAUCUUGCUCAGCCCAGCAUGUUUUGUUUGUUUGCAUUUGGGGUUCACUUCGAGGUAACAUGGGUGUGUGCGUACAUGACCUCGGCCACAACUGUACCAAUUGUGUAAACACGCAACAAUAUCCCGACUGCGGUCCUGGCUUCUAAAUGAUGGUGUAGAAAGUUUAUACAUUUUCCGCCGCAAACUAAAAACACAUCUUUUCCGACUA
Molecule: messenger RNA, 2844 nt
Organism: Cyclopterus lumpus (lumpfish)
Lineage: Eukaryota; Metazoa; Chordata; Actinopteri; Perciformes; Cyclopteridae
Product: inter-alpha-trypsin inhibitor heavy chain H3-like
Exons: 18
Coding region: 269-2470 (733 amino acids)
Source: RefSeq, a predicted model, not a curated record